GAAUUAAAGAUUAUGGUUGUUAUCCAAGUGAUUGUUUAUCUGACAGUUGUAAACCCUUAAAUACCGGAGAAAUCUGAUCGUUUUAUUUUUAAGUAAGGAAAUAGCGAGUAGUCGAGUCACAGCUCAAGUACUGGUACACCACAGUAUCACUGGGGAGCGCGAUGGCUGUAAACACGACACUGUGUCUGUAUUGGAUUGCUUUACUCUGGAUCAUUGGUUGCAAAGGACAAGAAAGUAGAUGUCCCACAGAAUAUGACUCAGACAGAUGUUGUUCUGGAUACAGAAAGAUAGGCGGAAAUUGUACAGCUUGUAUUGGAUUCACCGGUGAAAACUGCGAGAAUGCUUGCCCAAGCACCAACUAUGGUUUAUUUUGCAGAGAAACCUGUAACUGUACCAAUGAUGAAUAUUGCGAUACAUAUGUUGGUUGCCUCCCAAACAUAAGCCUAAAGAAUACUAGUAGUUGCAAACAAGUGCACAAUGACAGUGACCCUGUGCCAGACUUUUCUUUUAAUAGAGAAAGUUGUAAUUUAUUGUUGUAUUUGGUCAUUGCACUUGGUGGAUCUCAUUUAAUGACCGUGAUUGUGUGUGUAGCAAUCCUGUGCUUGAAGUGCUGUAGAGUACCACCGCACCGAACCAAAACAUCCAGUGACAACACAAAUAUAAGUGAGCUGCAUGCUGGGACAGAAAUUAAUCAUAACACGUCAAGAUUUCGCGGGAUUUCACGUGAAAAUGAAAACGUAAACGGUGAUCCCUACCAUACUUUGAAAAAUCAAGGUUUAUUGGAAAUUUCAACUUCUUACGAUACUUUUGCAACAGCAGAUAGAUUUAAUAAACAUGGUGAUCAAAACUGGAAUGCCACAAAUCGAUGUGAUGUGCCAGCUUUUCCAAGCGAUAAUCUUCAUGUUGUUCGGAACACAACUGCGGUGAAUUCGCACGCCACACAAUCCUCCGGUAGACCUUAUAGCCUCCAAAAAUUAUGAGACGAAAAAGGUUGAGAAACAAAAGUCUUCUCAAGUGAUUGUUCAUAAAAGCCAGUCCAUUGUAAAUAAAGGAGAGUCAGUGAAAGAAACUAUGAAAAUGUAACCCUGUUCAAUUGUUUUUUUUUAUUUUAUGAAUCUUGCAUGUAUACCAUCCUUUAUUUUCUGAGUAUAUUGCGGUGCAUGUACAUUUCGGUAUUAAGUUGCUUUUAUUUUAUUGUUCAUUUUUUGGCAUACAAACUAGCGUGAUUCGACGUUUUUUUUGUUCGUGCAUUUUUGUUACUUGUUACUACUACUGUGAUUAACAAAAGAAUUCUACAGGUAAAACUUCUUAUUACAUGUAUAGGUAACUUUGGUUAUUCAACAACAAUUUAUAUGCUCUCCAAAAAGGAUGUUGAAAAGAGUGUAUUUUUUUUUCAAAAUAACGUAGAGGAAAUGUACGUUACUACUACUGUAAUCAACUAAAGAAUUCUACAGGUAAGACAAUUAUAUAAUUCAGGUACAAUUUAAGACUCUUGUUGUGUUAGCAAUGCAUACGUCCAACUAAAUCAACAAAACAUUCUUUGCACAAAUGAAAACUAUCAUCUAGUUU
This is a messenger RNA of Magallana angulata, 1569 nucleotides long. RefSeq names its product multiple epidermal growth factor-like domains protein 10. The coding region runs from base 162 to 980 and encodes 272 amino acids. The transcript has 5 exons. NCBI's taxonomy places the organism in Eukaryota, Metazoa, Mollusca, Bivalvia, Ostreida, Ostreidae. The record is from RefSeq and is a predicted model, not a curated record.